This is a messenger RNA of Cuculus canorus (common cuckoo), 1404 nucleotides long. It is a transcript of the gene ATPAF2, whose product is annotated as ATP synthase mitochondrial F1 complex assembly factor 2. The transcript is spliced from 8 exons. The record is from RefSeq and is a predicted model, not a curated record. Gene Ontology annotation, biological process: mitochondrial proton-transporting ATP synthase complex assembly. Gene Ontology annotation, cellular component: mitochondrion. NCBI's taxonomy places the organism in Eukaryota, Metazoa, Chordata, Aves, Cuculiformes, Cuculidae. Bases 90 to 956 code for a protein of 288 amino acids.
CCGGGCGGCGCGGAUUGGGCGCCGCUCGGCUCAUGGCGGCAGCUGCGGGGUCGCGUUGAGGCCGUCGCUGUCUUCGCUCCCUCCCCGCCAUGUGGCGCGGCUGCCGCUGGCUGCUGUGGGGGCUCUUCCCGCCCGCCCGGCUCCCCCGAUCGCCUUCUGGCUCUGGCGGGAGCGGCGUGGGGCGGCAGGGCCGGGGCCGGGCCUACGCCCCGCCCGCAGAGAGGAAGCGGUUUUACCAGAACGUGAGCAUCUCCCAAGGAGAAGGAGGCUUUGAAAUAAACCUGGACCACCGAAAGCUGAAAACCCCCCAGGCCAAGCUCUUCACUGUCCCCAGUGAGGCCUUGGCCAUCGCAGUGGCAACAGAGUGGGACUCCCAGGCAGACACCAUCAAGUUCUACACCAUGCACCUGACCACACUGUGCAACACAGCGCUGGACAAUCCCACAGAGCGAAACAAAAUGCAGCUGAUCCGUGCGGCUGUGAAGUUCCUGGAGACUGACACUGUCUGCUAUCGCGUGGAAGAGCCGGCUGCCUUGGCAGAGCUGCAGAAGAAUGAAUGGGAUCCCAUCGUUGCCUGGGCUGAGAAAAGGUACGACGUGGCAAUUGGCUCCUCGACCAGCAUCCUGGGGCCCAACAUCCCAGCGAGCACCAAGGAGACCUUCGUCAGCCAUUUGGCAUCCUACAACUCGUGGGCCCUGCACGGUAUAGAAUAUGUAAUCACCCAGCUGAAAUCUCUGGUUCUGUCCAUGGCUCUGAUUGACAGGCACAUUACAGUAGAGAAAGCCGUGCUUCUGUCUCGCCUGGAGGAAGAAUACCAGAUUCAGCGGUGGGGCAAUGUGGAGUGGGCCCACGACUAUGACCUGUGCGAGCUGCGUGCUCGUGCGGCAGCUGGGACUCUCUUUGUCCACCUCUGUUCGGAGAGCUCGACGGUAAAACACAAGCUGCUGCAGGACUGAGGCUGCUGGGCUGGGCGCAGGAGGAUGAUGCCUCAUUUGCUGGCAUCCAUGAGGCAUCCAUGGCUCAGGAUUGCUGGCAUGACCCGGAGGACUGUAACCGCCCUCUGGCCUCCACAUCUUUCCUGGGAUCAGGCUCAUACUGAGGAGCUGCCACUGUGGGAAGCUCCGUGCUCGGACAGCCUGCCACAGUGCAGCGCCAGCAGUUCUGAGUGCACAAGGAGGAAAGGUCAAGGUGAGCUUCUUCUGCAUCCCCAAGAUGGCAGCUCUGUCCGUUACCAGUGUCUGUAGCUCAUCGGAGGAGCUCCCACGGAAGAAACGGCUUCCUGGGAGGGCGCAGCACAGAUAUACCCAGCAUAUGCCACAUGUCUUAGUAGCUGCCAGCUCCUGACACACACUUGUUAUGGAAAUCUGAAAACAGACUCCAUUGCAUCUGUUCUUCAUCCCUUGG